This is a messenger RNA of Amaranthus tricolor (Joseph's coat), 1446 nucleotides long. RefSeq names its product GDSL esterase/lipase At3g26430-like. Gene Ontology annotation, molecular function: hydrolase activity, acting on ester bonds. The transcript is spliced from 5 exons. Lineage: Eukaryota; Viridiplantae; Streptophyta; Magnoliopsida; Caryophyllales; Amaranthaceae. The record is from RefSeq and is a predicted model, not a curated record. Bases 162 to 1319 code for a protein of 385 amino acids.
UUUGUGAUUAGAUAUCACUCCCAAGAUCAUGAUAUAAUCUUAUAAAUCACCUACUCUCAGUCUCACCCACACUCCCACUAACACACAUUCUCUUCCCUCUCCAUUUCUCACUCUUUUUCUCUUCCAUAUUUUGUAAUUAGGUUCCUAAAUCCUAAACAACAAUGGCGUUUACUAACUUUAUAGUAUUUCUAUUCCUAACAUUGAUAUCUUCGAGUUCCAGUGAGGAUAUAACAAUGGAAAACAAGCAACAAUGUGACUUUCCGGCCAUAUUUAACUUUGGUGACUCAAACUCCGAUACGGGCGGCUUGUCUGCGGCGUUUGGGCAAGCGGGCCCGCCUAGUGGCAUGACCUUUUUCCAUACUCCUGCUGGUAGAUACUGUGAUGGCCGCCUUGUCAUUGAUUUUAUUGCACAAAGCUCGGGACUUCCAUAUUUGAGUGCAUACCUUGAUGCCGUGGGAUCAAACUUCAGCCAUGGUGCAAAUUUCGCGACCGCAGGGUCGUGCAUUAGACCUCAAAACACCACACUUCAUCAAAGUGGGUUUAGUCCUAUUUCUUUGAACGUUCAAUGGUAUCAAUUCAAUGAUUUUCAUCGUCGUACCCAAACCUUUCGUCAAAAAGGGAAUGUGUUCAAGCAACUGUUACCAAAGGGAGAAUAUUUCUCCAAGGCUCUGUAUACGUUCGAUAUUGGUCAAAACGAUCUAACGUCCGGAUAUUUUCUGAAUAAAUCUGGUGAUGAAGUUAAAGCUUACAUUCCAGAUGUACUUGAUCAGUUUUCUACUGUCAUCAUGAGCAUAUAUGAUCAAGGAGGGAGGUAUUUUUGGAUUCAUAAUACAGGACCAUUAGGAUGCUUGGCAUACGUAUUGGAGCGUGUGCCAGUAAAGGCAAGCGAAGUGGACCAUGUAGGAUGUGCAAGCCCAAUUAACGAAGUGGCCCAAUACUUCAACCGAAAGUUAAAGGAUGUUGUAGGCCACCUUAGAAAAAAGCUUCCCCAUGCAAGCUUUACUUAUGUGGAUGUCUAUUCUGUUAAGUACGACCUUAUUCACCAUGCAACAAAAUACGGUUUUGAGUAUCCAUUAAGAGCUUGUUGUGGGCAUGGAGGAAAGUACAAUUAUAACGAGCACGUUGGGUGUGGAGGAAAGAAAACAGUGAAAGGCAAACAAAUAUUAGUGGCAAAAGCAUGUAAAGAUCCUUCUAUUGUUAUCAACUGGGAUGGCGUUCAUUACACUGAGGCUGCCAACAAAUGGGUCUUUGAUCGGAUCGUCGAUGGUUCUUAUUCGGAUCCUCCCACUCCCUUGAAAUUAGCUUGUCAUAAGCAUUGAUUUAUCAUAUCUUUACAUUUUAUUUCUCAAGCUCAGUUAAUUAAUGUAUGGUGAGCUUCAAUGAAAUAACAGUUACUUGUGUUUGGCUUUAAAGACCUCUUUCAAAUAAGUUACUCUCUAUUCUCUA